UAAACAAACGAUAAAGCACUCGAUCUCUAAUCGAGUAGUUUUUAAAAAGUAUUAUGUGCAAGAAAACACAAUGGCAGAAAGCGUACUGUCAUUGUUAAAGAUCUGUGAUCUGUCAGGGGCGGAACAUAUCGCAUUUAGCUCCACUAUGCAUUAUAUCUUGAGGUGGAAUACCUCUAUCUAACUUACUAAAAUUAGCCGGCGAACAGGCUAGGCUAACUGAGCUAAUUUACGCAGCAGGAUUGUGAAGCCAAGCGCAAAGUAUUUUUUGACUAUCCUGUUUGAACUUGUGGGGUUAGACUGGCAUAGCAGAAGAGCAUGGCGCUGUCAGUGGUUAUUUGGCAUCGAAUGUCAGAAAUAUCUGAAGCAACUGAAAGGAACUCCAGUGUGUAAAAAACUUGUCGCUCGUUAACCGGAUAGUAUUUGUGUUGACAUUAGCUAGCAAGCAGGUGUACUCGUCUCGUCUAGCCAAUUUAUAUAUCUUGCUACAAGGUAAAGGUAUUUGACCUCAUGGCUUGCAGUUCUGAGUCGAGUGGGAAACUGCCCUCGGAUGUCAGUACGGCAGCCAUAAUGGCACCUCCACCGGCAACAGUGGAGCAGACCAUGACGCCGGUGUUGUUCGAGAUAUUUGGAGAAAUGUGGAAUGUACAGGCUCGGCUAGGUCAGGGUGUCUCAGCCUCUGUUUACCGCGUGAGCUCUGGUCGAUCGAGCACAGCAGCUGUCAAGGAGUUCCAGGCGGACGCACAGGGUGGGGAUUACGGGUACCACAAAGAAAGAUCCGUGCUUGAAGACAUUCAGGGACAUAAGAAUAUAGUGACCCUGUAUGGGGUGUUCACCAAUCACAGUGCGGCCGGAGUGCCCACGCGUUGCCUCCUGCUGGAGCUGCUGGACGUGAGCGUGUCCGAGCUGCUACUGCGUGCCUCCAACCAGGGUCACUCCAUGUGGCUCAUCCAGCACUGCGCCCGCAACGUGCUCGAGGCCCUGGCGUUCCUGCACCGCGAGGGCUAUGUGCACGCCGAUCUCAAGCCCCGCAACGUGCUGUGGAGUGCCGAGGACGAGUGCUUCAAGCUCAUCGACUUUGGCCUCAGCUACAAAGAGGGACAUCAGGAUGUGAAGUACAUCCAGACGGAUGGUUACCGGGCCCCUGAGGCAGAGCAGCAGAACUCUCUGGCCCAGGCCGGCCUCGAGGGGGACGGCGGGUGCACGGCUGCCAUCGACCUGUGGAGCCUGGGGAUCAUCCUCCUGGAGCUGUACUCGGGCAUCAAGCUGAAGGAGACGGUCCGAUCUCAGGAAUGGAAGGACAACAACGCUGUGAUAGUCGAUCAUAUCUUCACCAGUAAUAGCAUGGUCUACCCUGCCAUCCCAGUAUAUCAUCUCAGAGACCUUAUUAAGAGCAUGCUCCACACAGACCCAAAACUCCGAAGCACAGCUGAGGCUGCCCUCAUCAGCCCCUUCUUCAGCAUUCCCUUUGCUCCUCACAUAGAGGAUCUGGUUCUGCUGCCCACUCCUGUCCUGAGGCUUCUCAAUGUGAUUGAUGACAGUCACCUGUACAACGAGGACGAGUAUGAAGACAUCAUUGAGGACAUGAAAGAGGAAUGCCAGAAGUAUGGCUCUGUCGUCUCACUGUUAAUCCCAAAAGAAAACCCAGGCAAAGGCCAGGUGUUCGUCGAGUACGCAAACGCCGGAGACUCCAAAGAGGCCCAGAGGCUACUGACGGGCAGGACGUUCGACGGCAAGUUUGUGGUGGCCACUUUCUACCCCCUGAGCGCUUACAAGAGAGGCUAUCUGUACCAGACCGUCCAGUAAGGUCACCGACACCAUUGCGCCAUCGUCUCUUCCCAGAAUAUUCAUAAUGUCGUGGCCCAGAUGUACGAGUGCAUCCAAAUCCAUAACAUACCACCUCAGCCGGGCCAGUGGCCUCCUACUCACUCCUUAAAUGCUGUUUUUACUGGAUAGUGUCCAAACUUGCGCUGACCAACAAUGUGAAGUGAAACAACAGCGGCUUUAUAAUUAUAUUCAUGUAGCAACCAUGGAUAAGUGGUUCACAAAUGUGCAUACUUCUUGUUAACCUAGUGUGGUUUAUACGUCAUGGUUUUGCAAAACCAAAGCAGGAAGUGCUUACAAAUAAUAUUAACCUACAUUUAUGCAUAGAGAGAAUAUGAAAAUGGCCUACAGUACGUUAUCUUGUUGUGGGUGUAUAGACUAUGCAUACUGGUUGAGCGAGUGCUUGCUUCAAUCAUUUCUGGUUUAAAACCACUAAAAAUCUCGUCUUCACACUGGAUGGCCCAGAAAUAUGUAGGUUUCGGUAUUCCAUGCAUCACUUACUGGCCCUGUGUGUUUAGGCUGGUCUAAGUGAAGCGUGGGUCUACUUUGCACUGUGUUUUGCUAGUGGCCUUUGUCUGUGUGCCGAUCAAACUUACAUGUAGGCCACAAUGGGCAAAACUGGCCACUGUUAUUCUAUUCAGUACCAAGAGCACAAACACUGCUAAUCACAGCCUGGAGUCUGGAGAAAAUAACUAUUUGUCAUGUUGAAUCGUUCAGUAAAGUGUGGGAGAUCAUGAGGUUGUCUCAUUUAUAUUCAAAAGCCACAACAGAUGUGUCUAGAAAUCCAAACAGGAAAUAUUAUGUUACCAAAUAAUUCCCAUCAUUUUGAAAGACAAAAAAGGAUUCCAAAGGUACCAUUUCAAAACUGACCAAAUUCAGUAAUAUUAUUUCCCCUUAAAUGCUUUCUGUUACACACUUUUUUUCCCAGCUAUCAUUUCAUUUCUGCUCAGCUUUUUGAGAUGACUCUGUGAAAUGUUACCUCAGUGUUUUAAUAUUCCGGAUAAUUCUCUCAUUUGCCUGUAUGCAGCAAUGAGUGUUUUUUUCCCCCUGAAUCAAAUUUUCAGUAAUGAUGUGAUUAGUAAACAACAAAUCAGUAGUUUGAGGUACAUUAUAUUAGACGUACACAGACGAAAACAAAGGGCUUGGCAGCGUUUUGCAUUUAGGUGAAGGCCAGAACAUGUUGUUUUCUUUGGCCAGAUAUCUUAGUUGUCGUUUCUGAUGACUAACUGCUUUCAGUUGUGUUACAACAUUUUCAGGGUUAAAUAUGUGUAUAAAAAUGUGUAUUGAAGUGCUAUUAGAUAGUCACGUGUGUUGUGUGUAUUUUCACAGUCUGAAAAGCAUUAAGGCUGCAUGACACAGGCUGCAGGCUUGCCUUGAUUGAACCAGAGAACACAGAGCUUUGUUGAAAUGGCGUGUGUGUGUGUUUGUGCAUGUUUCACAGAUGUCGACUUGUGGGUCAGUCUAAACAUCUGUAUGCCUCGAAACGUAGCCAUAAUCAGAAUUGUCAGUUUGAAGAAACAUGCUUGGAACAUCAAAUAGGUUGUUGGUUGAUUUCGAUCCCUCGUGGUGACAUGUUAGGCCUGUGAAGUACACAAACAGUGUGUAGCCAUAGGGCCGGCUGAUAUUGAGUGGAAUAAUCUUGCCUGUCUCUCUCUCUCAGUUACUCAUGCUCCUGCACUGACUCCGGAGAGGCUACUCUGGAGCUGAAGUGCCCUUGGCCUUUUUUGUGCGUGUGCUCUCUGCUGCGUGUUGUGUUGUGGUGUUUGGUGUUCUCAUCAUAUUCGCGUGGUAGCAGAUUUCUAAUUAUGCAUUAUUGGAGAACAAAUGGAGGGUGUUGUUCUGAAAUCGACUUGUUUGCUUGAGGAGCCACUGAUCAAAGCACAUCUUCAUAAGCAAACUGAUUAGCGCUCGUUGCGUAAGGGUCUACUCUAUUAUAAUGUUGCUGUGUUCAUCAGUGGAAUACUUUGUUUAAUCCCAGGGUACUUUAGUUUAGCUACACUACCAGUCAACAUACACACACUGGUUGAUAUAACACACGGUUGUGAGUUGCAAUACAAGGUCAACCUGGGUCUAAUGUAGUAUUAAGAGUUAGUAUUUUCAUUGCAUAAAGUAUAUAGGCCUAUGGAAAGGUGUUUUAAUACUUGUAUGAGUCUAUAUAGCCAAACCAUGUAUGUGUGGGAAUCUCAGAUGUGCAGUGUUGUCUUUACCUCUGAUGGCUAGUGUGACAGAGUUCACAAAGUUAUAUUAAUGGAAUAAGACAAGAUAGACCGGAAGAUGUUGUUUAGGAAAGCUUCCACAUUCUUUUUUGAAUGCAUCUGAACUGACAGUUGUGAGGCUUUGUUGUAUCUUGUUCUUCUAAGCAACAGUUUCAAAACAGUGUCACUCCUUGAUCCUUAGAAGAAGUGUUUACUCAAAUGUAUUGAUAUGUCCUUUUGGAGAACAGUCCCCUGGAAGCCCAAAGAAGACUAUUAUCCCCCCCCCCCCCCCCCUGUAUUUUCCUGCCUUAUCGUCCCUGUGAACCUUUGGGGAACAGAAGCAUCAAAGCAUCUCAUGCGGCAGUAUAGUAUAUUAUCUCUCCGUGGAGUUCACGGUGAACUCAAGUUCCCCCGUCUUCGUUUUGCCGAUCACAGAAGUCAACAAAACAAAACUCAACAAAAACUAACACACGGACAGCUGCUGUCGCCGCAGAAUAACAAUCAGGGAUUUAAGUUGUGAUUUGUUUACAUGUAUUCUUUGUUACGGCACUGACUUCCUUGAUGGGGAAUCUAGAUUUUGAAUGCAGGCUAGAGGCGAGCACCUUCUGAAGAAAUGUCGUCCCGCAUUAUCAUUAACUAGGCUGCGUGAGGCGGCACUGCGUCCUUGUUCGGUGUACUUUCAGCCGGAAGAAGCGAUGCAAAAAAAAAAAAAAUCCCCUGCCGUGAACCAGGAACUACAAGGGCAGGGCAAAGUGUGUUCAGUGGAAGAAUGCAGUGGUGGUUUUACACCAAAGUGGCCAAACCGGCUCCUCUAUGUUUUGUCAUGCUUUGCAUUUAGGCAGAGCCUGUUCUCCUACACUGCUCCACUAUGCUAUGUGGACAAUCAGCCAGGGCAGGUGGAUCCACACUGAAUAUAAUUAAAAAUGGAAUGUGUGUGUGUGUGUGUGUGUGUGUGUGUGUGUGUGUGUGUGGGAGGGUGAAGAGAGGCAUAAUAUUUAGAUCAUUGAAGGGCAUGUGACUUGUUGGCAUGGUAUUUAUGGUGUGUACCCGUGUAUGGGUGAUGAGCCAUGGCAUCUUUUUGCAACCAAGAAAUUCAGUGACCCACACCUCUUUGCCUCGACAAGGGCGCCCCCUGUAUGUCAUGGCACAGACCGGUCCCCUGGAUAGACUGGACAGAAGUCCCUCCUUUUGAGUCAACUGAUCCUGUGAAGUGGGUCAAAGAUGGCCCACUAGACUAAAACUGCACAUUACCAUUAAAACAAACUGUGAAUUGAUACAGAAACACCCACUGUAACGGUGAGCUGCUAUUUAAAAUGGGCAAUAACAAACACUUGAAUGCCUGUCAUCUACACCACGGCUCUGCCACACUGUGCCCGCAGCCCUCCCAAGGCAGUACUCCGGUAGCCGCAGAGAGAGCAUUUGAAACUGAUUUCCUCAGAUUUCUUCCGAGCCCCCACUGCUUAUGUCAGUCUGAUUUUCCUGCCUUACCCUGAGGCAUCUCGGAUGUCUCCCUCUAUCCGCAUAUUUCCUCAAGGUUGAAGAAGCACAAAACUCUGCUCUUUAGUCUUACACAGCACUGAAGCCAAGGCCAUCUCAGCCCAGCUUGGGGCCCUAGGCUAGCUGGCAGAGAUGGACUCUUUUCUUUUGAACUCUCUGUCUCUCUCUUUCUCUCUCUCUCUCUCUCUCUCUGUGUCUCUCUCUCCCUCUCGGUGUGUCUCUCCCCCUCUCUCUCUAUCUAUCUCUAUCUCUGUCUCCCUCCCUUCCUGGGCUGUGUUUCUUUAGCGCUGCCCAGUGGAAUAUCCUUGAUGAUAAACCCCACUGCCUUCACACAGUGCCAAGAUCUCGUUUGGCCUGUGUCCCACACUAAGAUGCCCUGGCUAACCCCCCUUGGUUCCAGCCCCCCCCGGGGGCGGUUGGCUCAGAUCGCCGUGGAGCGUUCCUUCCUCCCCAGUUACCUGUUAUGGUAUUAUUUAUGGCAAGCCCACGGCGGAGUGUGGGUCCUGGGGCUAUUGUUUGAUGUGAAGCAGGCCUGUAACCUUUUGGACGCGGGCCUUUUGAAGUGGCGACUUCAGAAAAUAGCCACUGUUGUUUGCCUACGUCCUGAAUAUUAUCAGCGGGGGCCUAGCCCAGCCCGUGCUUGUCCCACAGGAAAAGGGCUGGGUGUGGUGGGCUCUCCGCCUAUGCUAAUAUGCUGCCCUUCUGCAGACUUCUCACGCCUCAGUCAGCGCUCGGACCAAGAGACACCGAGCGCAUUUUAUCGCAAAGAACUUUCUUUGAUAUUGCAAAAAAACCCCACUUAUGCACAUAUGCACACCAUCACUGACCGGAAAUCUUUAAGUUAUGAAAUGCUUGCAGUGAUGCACAUACACAUGCACAGGCACGUACGCAUGUUAAGGCACCGUCGUUUUGGAAGUUACAGCAGCGACUUGGCGAGAGAUUUAAAGGGCGAGGGCGACCGUCCGCUUUAUUAGCUAAACAUUAUUCUUUCCGGAGGAGAUUAGGAUCAGAACGAGGUCUUGGCUGCCUUCGGAAGGCCUGCAAAUAAACAGAGACUGGAGCGUGUCAAAGAGCCCUAGAGCUGCGCCUGGGAACUGGAGGCCUUAGAGCCCGACGUCCCUCUCCUCGUCCCGCUCCUUCAGUGGUCAGUUCUCAAGUCCACUCUGGCCUCCGAAGCCCAUUGUCAUGCACACUUCAGUGAGCUGGAUCCUGUCUGGGGGGAAUAUAUAUAUAUAUAUAUAUAUAUAUAUAAUCCAUCCUCAUAAAUAAAACUCAGGCACAUAAUGUGUAUGAAAAUGAGAUGGCUGGCAGAGACCUUCCUCUCAGCGGAAGGGCUUCCAUGCCGAGUAAUGUGAACCGCGGGGCAGCUCCUUAAUGAAUACUCACAGAUUAACAGUGAGAGCAAUGCUGGAGUUAACCUGUUAUCACAAAUACCCCUCCACUUUGACACCGCCAUCAUUUCAGCCAGAAUAGCGGUAGAUGUUCCUUCCCUCACCUGUUAAUGUAGCCCCCCCUGGAACUGUUUCUGAGCUUUGGAAGUUGGAAACAGUCAGACAGACAGUUGAUUCAUUCCCCCCCCCACCCCUCACCCCCCACCAUCUGAUGGUGUGUUUACCCCCCUUUUCACCAAGAGGUUGAUUGAGGUUUGGAUGUCAGCGGUGGUGAUGAGGCUUGUGUGAAAAGUGGGACUUGAUUGCUUGUGUUUGCUGGGCGAAAGGAGCUGUGUGGCUGUAGCAAUCAGGCUGGCGAGAGUUCUCUGCUCGAGGGUUUGUGGCUGCGGGCGAUCAGACGAUGUGCGCUUCAUGUGGAGUGGCCGCCGAUGGCCCGCUGCCAGACGGUAAUGGACGUGGGUUUUAUAUUAGCAGGGGCCUGUGCCGGGUCUCUCCGCCUGCUCUGAAAGCCACUCCAUCUCCGUCCCGACAGGUACCUUCUUCUCUUUCUCUCUCUCUCUCUCUCGUGUGUGCGCUCUUUCUGUUCUUCCUCUCUUUUUUUUGCAUUAGUCUGACAGCUUAGAUCAUCAUACUGAACCCAGGUGCAGUAUUCACAAGCGUCUGUGUCUGUGAGAGUCGUCUCAGUGAAAACCAGAACAUGUGGUCUGGGGGAUUGAAAUGUGGUGAAAGUGAUGCUUUCCCUGUCGCAUAUAUACCAAAGACAAUCAGGAUUCUUCCCGUUGUCUUGCCUGUGCACAAUUAACGGAUCCCCGGUUUUAGACAGUGCACUUAAAGAAGGAUGAGACGCGCUUAGAAGCUUAGCUUAUUUGCGGUUCAAGUGCUUGAGGAAAGCAACAGCCGAAAGUGAAUUAGAAGGUGGUUACAAGGGAUGCUCAGGAGAUGCUCAUGAAGGCGGUGGGUGUGACGCAGAAUCUUUGUUCUCGCUCAGUCAAGUCGAAGACCAGCGUCUGAUUUAUGACUCAUUCUGCCGCACACUCCGUGUCUCCAGAAAGCCUCCUCCAUGAAUAAUCAGUAGUAUGUAUCGCUUAGUGUGGACAGGCGUUAACUAAGUACAAUGUGUAUAUGUGAAAUGGGUAAAAAUGUUGAAGUGAUGACAGUUGAGGUGAAAUAUGGUAUGUGCACACUUGAAUGUAAAUGUGAUGUCAAGAGUGAGCUGAAGGGGGUUACCUAUGGCACAUAAACGAGCUGAGAUAAUGCUGCUUUUUGUUAGUGCUUGGAUGAGUGUGCUGUUUAUUGCAUAUUGCACAAUAAAAUAUCAGCGUCUA
Sardina pilchardus (European sardine) is the source of this 8229-nucleotide messenger RNA. RefSeq names its product U2AF homology motif (UHM) kinase 1 (gene uhmk1). Gene Ontology annotation, cellular component: neuronal ribonucleoprotein granule; nucleus. The record is from RefSeq and is a predicted model, not a curated record. Gene Ontology annotation, biological process: peptidyl-serine phosphorylation; positive regulation of translational initiation; regulation of protein export from nucleus. Gene Ontology annotation, molecular function: RNA binding; ATP binding; protein serine/threonine kinase activity. NCBI's taxonomy places the organism in Eukaryota, Metazoa, Chordata, Actinopteri, Clupeiformes, Clupeidae. The coding region runs from base 508 to 1803 and encodes 431 amino acids. The transcript is spliced from 8 exons.